This is a messenger RNA of Capsicum annuum, 1553 nucleotides long. RefSeq lists its product as uncharacterized. Lineage: Eukaryota; Viridiplantae; Streptophyta; Magnoliopsida; Solanales; Solanaceae. The transcript has a single exon. The coding region runs from base 90 to 1421 and encodes 443 amino acids. The record is from RefSeq and is a predicted model, not a curated record.
GACAAAACAAACUUUAUUCUGAUAAUGAUAAUGAACAAAUAAGUAAUAAAUCCAGGAAAGAAGACAAGGUACAAGCAGAGAUAAUCGAGAUGCCAUGCAGUAACCCUUCCACCAAACACCAACCUUUUAACUUUAUCCUUCUUCCACAUUUCCAUGUCCCUACUCUUUCUUUUCUCUUUAUCUCUCUCUCUGACUUCCUUUUAAUUUCACAUGAUGUUCAUUCUUCUUUGGAGAAGCAUUUGCCGUCUCACUCUGAUCGAUUCAAAUAUUCACACCAAUUCCUUAAACUACACAACAAAAAAAUGGCAAAUACUUUCUUUCGUCCAUCUUUCUCUUCUUUCUUCUCUACUCUCUUCCUCUUACUUCACCUUGGCUGCUUCAUCACCUCCUCCUCUAGAAAACGAAAACUCUCUUCUCAAUCUCAUCACGAUUCACCACCACCGUCUUCCUCUCGUCUCAAACUCUCAACAACGAACCCUUUUUCCACUUCCUGGUCUUACAUCAGACGUAUCUUCUCAUCAAACAAACCAAAUUACCCACUGCAGAAAGCUAACAAACCUUCUUCAAUCCCAUCUCCGUCUUCUUCUACAAGGUCCUUACAAAAACCCAUUUCAGCAAAUGAUCCAAUAGCCCACUCCGUUACUCCAACACCCGAAGCUGAGAUUACCUCCGAUCAGUUAUUCCUCCCUUUACGUAACGAUAUCUACCCGUGUACACUAUGUGGUGAAGUAUUCCAAAGUCCAAUUCAUCUCGAGCAACACCAGUCAAUUAAACAUGCAAUUUCUGAGCUUACAGAUGGUGAUUCUGGUAACAACAUAGUCCGGAUCAUUUUCCAAACGGGUUGGCCCGAUAAAGCGGCGAAGAACCCGAACAUCCGUCGGAUCCUGAAGAUACACAACAGCAAACGGAUUUUGACCCGGUUUGAAGAAUACAGAGAAAGCGUUAAGUUGAAAGCAAGUCGAAACGCCGUCGUUAAGAGGGACGAAAGGUGUGCAGCUGAUGGCAAUGAGCUGUUAAGGUUCCAUUGUAGCACUUUCAUGUGUGAGCUAGGGCAAAAUGGUCAUUCCAGCAUUUGUACACAGCAGUAUUGUAGUGUAUGUGGAAUUAUUAAAAGUGGGUUUUCACAUAAGAUGGAUGGAAUUUCCAUGCAACCUACCAGCUGGAGGGGACACGUGUCGGUGCCUGAGGAUAUCGAGGAGGAAUUCGGGUUCAUGAAUGUGAAAAGGGCGAUGUUGGUGUGUCGGGUCAUUGCGGGUCGGGUCGGGUGCGAUCCGGGUUAUGUGGAUAAAGAGGAUUCCGGGUAUGACUCGCUUGUGGGUAGUGGAAAUGGGGUCCACACGAGAUUGGAUGAAGAAGAUGAGCUAUUGGUAUUUAAUUCUAGGGCUGUACUUCCUUGUUUUGUUAUAGUGUACACUGUAUGAAUUAGUGUUUGUUUACAAUAAUUUAAUGUGAUGUGUGUUCUUCCAUGAGAAAUUUGGUGUAGUGCAACAACUUUAUAUAAGUAGUAAAAAUAGAUUACCAGUGUGACUACAACUAAAUGUUGAUGUUAUGCA